CUUCUCUCUACCAUGAUGGCAGCAGUAGAAGAAAAAGGGCCUGCAGAUGGAAGAGAGGAUUACACACAAGAUGGGACUGUGGAUCUCAAAGGUAGACCCGUUUUAAGAUCCAAGACUGGGGGAUGGAGAGCAUGUUCCUUCAUUGUAGGGUAUGAAGUGUUUGAGAGGAUGGCAUAUCAUGGGAUUUCAUCAAACCUAGUGCAAUAUUUAGCAAAGAAACUCCAUGAAGGCACUGUAAAAUCUUCAAACAGUGUCACUAACUGGGUUGGAACUAUAUGGAUGACACCCAUUUUAGGUGCUUACAUUGCAGAUGCUCAUCUUGGUCGAUACUGGACUUUUGUCAUUGCCUCAGGAAUUUAUAUUGCGGGGAUGUGCCUCUUAACCCUAGCAGUCUCAGUGCCAGCCUUAAGACCACCAUCUUGUGGUCAUGGAAUCAAAGAAGUGGAUUGCACUAAAAGAGCCUCAUCUUUGCAAGUGGGUAUUUUCUACUGUGCCUUGUAUCUAAUUGCUGUAGGGAAUGGUGGAACCAAGCCCAACAUUUCAACCAUGGGUGCAGACCAGUUUGAUGAGUUUGAGCACAAGGAAAGGACCCAAAAGCUCUCCUUCUUUAAUUGGUGGUUUAGCAGCAUUUUGCUUGGCACCCUCUUCUCCAAUACUUUGCUGAUCUACGUACAAGAUAAUGUGGGGUGGAGCCUUGGCUAUGGCCUUCCAACAAUUGGGCUCUUGCUCUCUGUUUCAGUGUUCUUGGUGGGCACUCCAUUUUAUAGGCACAAAAUGCCAUCAGGGAGUCCUUUCACUAGGAUAGCUAAUGUGCUUGUUGCUGCUCUAAGGAAGAGGAAGGUACCUGUACCCACUGACCCAAAAGAGCUUCAUGAACUGAGCUUGGAAGAUUAUGCCAAAAUGGGGAAAUUCAGAAUUGACUACACCCCUUCAUUAAGAUUCCUUGACAAAGCGGCAGUGAAGAGCGGGCCAAGCUCACCAUGGAUGCUAUGUCCGGUGACCCAAGUAGAAGAAACCAAGCAAAUGAUGAAAAUGAUUCCUGUUUUGUUUGCAACAUUCAUACCAAGCACGAUAAUAUCUCAAGUAAAUACACUCUUCGUCAAACAAGGUACAACCCUAGAUAGGAGCAUGGGUCCUCAUUUUGAAAUCCCUCCAGCAAGUCUCACAACAUUUGUGUCAAUCUUCAUGCUGAUAACCGUGACAAUCUAUGACCGCUACUUCGUUCCGACGGUACGGCGCUAUACUAAGAACCCUAGAGGAAUUACACUGCUACAGCGACUAGGGUUUGGCCUUGUGUUGCAAGUCAUUAUCAUGGUCACAGCUUGCUUGGUUGAAAGAAAAAGACUCAACAUUGCCAGAGAAAACCACAUAUUAGGCAAACAUGAUACAGUUCCUAUAACCAUUUUCAUUCUCCUCCCUCAGUUUGCAUUGGCAGGGGUCGCAGAUGCGUUUGUGGAAGUUGCAAAGCUAGAGUUUUUCUAUGAUCAAGCUCCAGAAGGCAUGAAAAGCCUGGGAACCUCAUAUUGCACUAGUAGCAUUGGGAUUGGGCACUUUUUCAGUAGUUUUCUUUUAUCAACAGUUGCUGAUAUCACAAAGAGGAACGGCCACAAGGGUUGGAUUUUGGAUAAUCUGAAUGUCUCUCAUUUAGACUACUAUUAUGCUUUCUUGGCCAUCCUGAGCUUGCUCAACGGCCUCUUCUUUUUACUCGUCGCAAAGUUCUUCGUUUAUAAUGACGUGCCGCAAUCAAAGAGAGACAUAGCCAUGGAAGCUCCUCUGAGCAAAGCUUAAUCUCAAGAUAAUGAAGUCCUGAAGACAGGAAUAAGCUGAUAAAAGUCAUUUUGUAUCGCUUGAUUUUCAUAUCAAAUAACUAUGACUAGAAAAGCAAUAAAAUUGUCUGAUCAA
This is a messenger RNA of Corylus avellana, 1902 nucleotides long. RefSeq names its product protein NRT1/ PTR FAMILY 5.2-like. Gene Ontology annotation, biological process: dipeptide transport; transmembrane transport. The record is from RefSeq and is a predicted model, not a curated record. Gene Ontology annotation, cellular component: membrane. Lineage: Eukaryota; Viridiplantae; Streptophyta; Magnoliopsida; Fagales; Betulaceae. Gene Ontology annotation, molecular function: tripeptide transmembrane transporter activity; dipeptide transmembrane transporter activity.